UUUUAACCAAUCAACAUUCAGGAUUAGACCAACCCGUUGUAUAAUACUGUAAUACUCAUGACUAGAAUUGUUAUUCGAUGGCUGCAAGAAUGCUUCUUUGAGGUUUGAUACCGGUUUUGUAUGAAUAAUUUAUUGCUGAGAAAUGCCAGCACCUAAACAUGUCCAAUAUGAUAACUUGUACAACUUCGUAAUUAUUUGGUUCCAGACGGACGUUGCCUAUGCAUCAGUGUUUUCUUUACUCUACUUGGGAUAUACGAGUUAUAUAAUGGAGUAUAAAAUGUUUCACAUAAAUGCCGUCCCAGACCCAGAGACAGUAAAGCGAAAGUCAACAUUUUAUACAGUACCACAUCAUGUGACAUGGGCAAGAUGAGCUUCAUACAGCUUUCAAAACAACUGGGAACUCGGAAAUCCCUGAAUUACGAUAUCAAUGCCUUCAAGAUGCCUCCGACUUUUCGACCUAAAGAUCACUAUAACGUCAUGAUUUUACCUUGUUUUUCCUGAGAUCCCAGUUUUCAUGAAAGCGCCACAAGCUGUACUCGGAAGUGACGCCCGCUGCUGGAUCAUUUUAGUGUGCAGUGAGCCAAGCAUAAAAAAGUGUCAACUCAACCAGACAGUGAGAACCAAAAUACAAUACCCAAAAGUAAGGAGUCGAGCCAAAGAACAGCAGUCGGAAACUGAGAAUUACAACUGUGAGUAUCAUUGAAAACUAGAGUAUCUGAAAGGAGUGCAUUAUGAACCCAGUGUACAACCCUGCACCAACAGGGGUCCCCUAUGUCAACCCUAAGGGACAUUUAGUAGGAUACCCAGCCGGAUUUCCUGGGGGGUACUCGGCUGGCCCUGCUUACACUCCCAACAUGUACCACCCUGGAGCCAACCACCCAGCCUUCCCCACAGGUUACGCUCCGGGCACUCCUUUUAAAAUGACCUGCUCGCCCACCACGGGGGCUGUCCCACCCUACUCCUCAUCACCCAACCUCUAUCCUGCAGCAGUCUUCCCUGUGAGGAGCACCUACCCCCAACAGAAACCCUACACACAGCAGCAAGGCACUUACUACACACAGCCUCUGUACGCAGCCCCACCCCAUGUCAUUCAUCACACUACAGUGGUCCAGUCCAAUGGGAUGCCAGCAGCCAUGUAUGCCCCGCCCAUGCAUCACCAGUCCCGCCCCCACAAUGGCAUAGCCAUGGGGAUGAUAGCAGGGACCACUAUGGCCAUGUCAGCCGGAACUUUGUUGACGCACUCCCCGACCCCCCACCAAGUUACAAUGCCCACAUACCGACACCCAGGCGUGCCCACCUACAGCUAUGUUCCCCCCCAGUGGUAAAGUGAUGGCACUGUCAGUAGAUCGUAGAUAUGCAUUCACACUCCAGUUGGUGAUGACGCUCUCCGGUGUCUCGUUGUUCUUCCUUUCCAAGCAUACUGUGAAUCUGAAGCCCAACUACAAAACAACACCAGGUGUGUUCAGAACAGGAUGAAGGGAAUAUUCCUACUGCUGACUAUUCCUGUUUUGAACGAUGCUGUCCAAGAAUCCUUCACUCACUCUGCUGCAUAUCUUGUGUCUGACGGCUAAGUUGUGUUUUGUGUACCGCCUUGCAAUUUUUAUAGCUAACUCUAUUAAGUGGUGCAAAGGGAGUUUGAAUUUGUUUUGCUGUUGGGAUCCAUAUUGAGUUGAAUGCGUGUGUAUACACACUGAGUGUAUAAACAUCAGGAACACCUUCCUAAUAUUGAGUUGCACCCCCCCUUUGCCCUCAGAACAGUUUUAAUUCAUUGGGGCCUGGACCCUACAAGGUGUCAAAAUCAUUCCACAGGGAUGCUGCCCUUUCACCUGGUCAGUCUCAUGGAAACAGCAGGUGUUCUUAAUGUUCUGUACCUCAGUGUAAAAGAAGAAAUAACACUAGCUCAAUCUACCUUCCGUGACUAAUGCAAAAUCAUCAAAAAGAAACAUUCUAAUGAACUACAAAAGAAAGAAAACUGCAAUUUUGAAUCACCGAUGCCAUUUCUUAAUGUGAAACAUUAAAAGAAAGGAACAAGUUAAUUUCACACAAACUGGUAACUUGAGUUUAACACACAAUGCUGUGCAGAACAAUUGUUUUCGUUGCUUGUUUUUGGUAAUGUUGCUAGGAUGCAUUUAUUUCUCUGGGGGAUGCUGUGUUAACAUUUGUCUGUUGGCCAUUUUCGUAUUAUGGGAAAAUUGGCCUUUUUGAGUUUUAAGCCUCUGUCUCAGAUGUCUGAUAUCCAACACGAAAACAUUAUUCACGCUCUUUGCCCAUGGAAGAUGAGACACAGACUUGAGUCCUAAAGGUCUUAGAUAGGCCAAUGGUCCAAGAGAAAGGAAACGAUGAGACCCUGAACAGUGCUUUACUUCACCGGACCUGAGUACAGGCACCUCCAAUGUUUGACUGCUUGAGCUCCUGUUCCCAUUAGCUAAAAAGUAUCUGGCACCCAAAAUGAGUACAGGCACCAAUUUCAGUUCAACUCAAGUACUGGCCCUAAAGGAAGCUAGCAGGAUGACACAGACCUGUCAUGACAGUUAAUCUAUUUCUGGUCACAAAGGAUAGGAUUUGAGGAAAGGAAGCAAUUUACAACUAUUCGGACUCCAUCCUACAGUGAGUGAUGGAGCGAGAGCAUUUGUAUGCAUGCGAGCGUGUUUGUGUUUAAUUCUAUUAGCUGAAAGCGGAUUCAAAUACUAAAGCCAUUGUGCAGACAGACGUAAUGUAUGUAUCACACCUGAACAUUUCUACAGAUUCCUUUCUGUUAUUGGUUUGGGUUUAACCACACCAAGAGCUACAGACUUUAACAGGUUUUAAACUUUUAUCCUGGAUUUAUUUGAAUGGAUUAAAUAGAUUAGAAUUUUCUUAGCACUAUUGGAAGAAAAUACACAUUUGAGAUGCUCUGUUUUAAGGAAGCCAGAACUUGACAUUGUUUGCUCGUCACCUCAAGGCUCCACCAGAACUUACCAAUAUAUCAUUGUCUUUGAUUUGCUCGUCUAUAGUGCCUUUACAAGAUGUCACCUCAGUUACUGAAUCUGUUUUGUAAUGUUUUAUGUGUUUUUUUUGUUUUUGUUUUUUCAAGAAAGACCAAAAAAUACAAUUAUGAGAAUUGUCAA
Messenger RNA from Oncorhynchus masou masou (cherry salmon), 3107 nucleotides. Its product is annotated as myelin-associated neurite-outgrowth inhibitor-like. The transcript has 7 exons. The coding region runs from base 732 to 1325 and encodes 197 amino acids. The record is from RefSeq and is a predicted model, not a curated record. Lineage: Eukaryota; Metazoa; Chordata; Actinopteri; Salmoniformes; Salmonidae.